Messenger RNA from Fusarium keratoplasticum, 1917 nucleotides. RefSeq names its product HET domain-containing protein. NCBI's taxonomy places the organism in Eukaryota, Fungi, Ascomycota, Sordariomycetes, Hypocreales, Nectriaceae. The coding region runs from base 1 to 1917 and encodes 638 amino acids. The record is from RefSeq and is a predicted model, not a curated record. The transcript has 2 exons.
AUGGACAUGAUGGAUAUCGACUCGGACGAGUCCUCGGAUGAGUUAAGCCGUAUUUGCUGCGUCUGCUCAGGAAUCACGGCCCAGGCCUUGACAUCGACUGGAGGUUAUCGCCAUGUAUCAAGCCGGGUUGACCUAGCGAAGAUGCAACCCUACUGCGAUCUGUGCAAUAUUCUGUCUCACCAGAUCUGCCCAAGUCCCACCAGCGUCUUUAACAAGUACAGAGUUGGCAACAUUAGGAACCUGCGACUUGGCACUAGAAGAUCGGGCAUACGUCAGAGCAACGUGGUCACCGUGACGAUUGAUACAGAUGAUGAGGGGACGUUGUCAGCCGAAAUUGAUAUUUUGGAAGUUUGGACGCCUCGUGGAGACCCAGCUGCAGCCCUCGGGCUCCCUGUGCUCAAUACACAUCUCACCAACACCAAGUCCACCGAGACUUUUCAGUUCAUCCAAGCAUGCCUAGAUGAGUGCAAUGCGCAUGAUUGUAAGUCUCCUCUUCGAUUGGAGACUUCGCAGUCAGCUCCGUCUCGACUUCUGGACGUCGACAACACAGUCCGUCUCAUCGAUGUUGGGAAGGUCUGCCCUCCCUACGUAGCCCUGAGCCACUGCUGGGGAACCAAUCUGUCACAGUAUAUGACUGUCUGGGCGAAUUUGGCUCAGAAGAAAACUAGCAUUGAUUGGAAUGCUUUGACACCAACGUUCCGCGACGCUAUCGAAAUCACCCGCCGUCUGAAGUUGCGCUACAUCUGGAUCGAUGCCCUGUGUAUCGUACAAGAUUCCAAAGAAGACUGGGCCAAUGAGUCGGUGAAAAUGGGCGACAUCUAUCACAAUGCAUUCAUCACAGUCUCAGCAAGCCAUGCUCGGGACGGGUUCGGUGGCUGUUUCAACGCCCAGAGCGCCGUUGGACUGGGAGAAACCUUUAUCACUAUCACCAACCAGGACCAGUCAGGCCAAGAAUCGUCCGUCAUCUUGACCAGUACCUUGUCAUCCGAUCCUCCCCGUGUAGUAGAGAAUAGCCCGAUCAACAGUCGUGGCUGGGUUUAUCAGGAACGCAUUCUCUCGCCUCGGAUCGUUCAUUUUGCCUCAACCCAAGUCGUCUGGGAAUGCCGCAAGACCUACCGUCUCGAGAACCUCAGGCCAAUGGUCUUACCCACAAUUCCUUCUAUGAUUCUCCGGCCAGACACCGUGGACAGCGCUGUUAUGGCUGAGCGGUGGCACAGAGGAAUUGUCGAGACGUACUGUAGGCGGGCGUUUACCAGAUAUGACGACCGACUGGUAGCUCUUGCGGGAAUUGCACAGAUCUAUCAACUGCACAUCAAAGACCAAUAUCUGGCCGGAUUAUGGGAGUCUCAUCUUGCGUACGGGCUGUCCUGGGGACACACCCAAAGACCAAAUCACAAGCCCCAGGGUCGGCGACACCCAAGCUGGACGUGGGCGUCGCAAGAUGGAGAAAUCAGAUGGUAUCCCAUCUCCCACUUUGCUGCCGAUGCCGGGUUCUCUCUAGUGGCUAACAACCUUGAUUUUGAGCUGAUGGCUAGGAAGGAGUUUAGUCCAGUCAAGGGCGGUUACAUCACUAUCAAAGGCCGAGUUGCUCGAGUUACUCGAAUAGACCCCCUCCAAGUCACAGCUUUUGGAGAGGUUGACUUUUACCUGGGAAACAUUGGAGGAAAAUUCUUUGCGGACGAGCUGCUAGAAUUGCCGCACAUCUCAUCAAAGCUACCAGAAGUGCUGGCUCUUGCGCUCGGGCAUGUGGAUGACUUCGCCUCACAAAGUACGCGAGUCCUCGUGUUAGUGAGUGGUGGGCUCGGGAGCUCAGCCUAUUCGAGAGUAGGGUAUGGAAUAGUAAAUGGGUUUGGAAGUACGGCAGCUUGUGUCGAGUUCUGGGCUAAGCAAGCACCGCAGCAGCUUGAUCUUUACUAG